Sphaeramia orbicularis (orbiculate cardinalfish) is the source of this 646-nucleotide messenger RNA. Its product is annotated as group XIIB secretory phospholipase A2-like protein. Lineage: Eukaryota; Metazoa; Chordata; Actinopteri; Kurtiformes; Apogonidae. Gene Ontology annotation, biological process: cholesterol homeostasis; triglyceride homeostasis; phospholipid metabolic process. Gene Ontology annotation, cellular component: extracellular region. The transcript has 4 exons. The record is from RefSeq and is a predicted model, not a curated record. Gene Ontology annotation, molecular function: calcium ion binding; A2-type glycerophospholipase activity. Bases 1 to 642 code for a protein of 213 amino acids.
AUGACCCGGUGGGCUCCUCUGGUUCCUCUUCUGCUUCUCCUGGGCCUCCUGUCUGUUCCUACCGCUGUGGGUCAGGAGGAGGCUGAAGCUUCCACCACACCUGCUCCACCACCUCCAGCCCCAGAGGGUGCACAGGCUGAGGACGAGGAUGGAGAAUGGGCCAUGAACUCCCUCAGAGGAGGCUUCGAGGCGGUUAGCGGCUACUUUGACUCUGUGCUGGAGUUCAUGGGCGGACGUGAUGGAGUGUGCCAAUACCGCUGUCGAUAUGGUAAAGCUCCUCUUCCUCGUCCAGGUUAUCAAAUGCCAGAGCCUGAUGGAUGUUCCUCCUACUUCUUUGGUCUUCCUGUUCCAGAAGGGAUGGAUGUCGGUAUCCCUGCCAUGACCAAGUGCUGCAACCAGUUGGACAUGUGUUACGACACCUGUGGCUCCAAUAAAUACCGCUGCGAUUCCAAAUUCCGCUGGUGCCUCCACAGCAUCUGCUCAGACCUCAAGAAGAGUCUCGGCUUUGUGUCAAAAGUUGAAGCUUGUGAAACAGUAGCGGACACUUUGUUCAACACAGUGUGGACUCUGGGCUGCAGACCUUACAUGAACAGCCAGAGGGCAGCCUGCUUCUGUCAAGGAGAAGAGAAAGAUGAACUGUGAAAAG